Messenger RNA from Vollenhovia emeryi, 1520 nucleotides. Its product is annotated as translational activator of cytochrome c oxidase 1. The record is from RefSeq and is a predicted model, not a curated record. The transcript has 4 exons. NCBI's taxonomy places the organism in Eukaryota, Metazoa, Arthropoda, Insecta, Hymenoptera, Formicidae. The coding region runs from base 637 to 1425 and encodes 262 amino acids. Gene Ontology annotation, cellular component: mitochondrion.
ACCCGAGCGAUCUGCUCCCUUUAGCCGCGACUACUCGUGUCGCCCGCGCUCAGAAUCGAAAUUAGCGUGUCCGGAACAGCGAAGAGAGAGAAGACUUGCGUGAGAAUAACCGCGGGGAAGAGCGUUUGUACGCGAUACAAGCAGAUCAAGUUACAAGCUGCAGAAAACGCAACGACCAGGACGAAACUGACAAGUGACUCCAUCUCGCGCUGAACCUGGAAGCUCGUCGCCAAACUCUGGACUCUGCCGUCUCGGUCGGCAACGAGCUCGCUCGAUGAAAAUUAAUUUCGCGAAAUUUCGCGUUCACCAUCUGCAUUCGAUUUUCGGAGCUAAUUAGCGAUGCGAUUAGAUGAACCGCUUGCAUUUCUCUACGACGACCUGCCGUAACUUGACGUCGAACGCGCAAACGACAUGCGAUUCUAACCUCCUCAUUAAUGGACCUACUCGUGUUAGAGCAGCGGCUCUUGCACCCUUGAGAUAAAAUCCAGUGCCUCUCGUGUUCUUCCACUUUUAAGAUAAAAUAAUCGCGCGUACCGAACGACAAUAUCAGGGACGAGAAGCGAGGCGGCGAGAGGCGAGGCUUCCCGGCGAGAGAUCUCGCGUCUGCUACGGGAUGUACCGUAACCCUUUUCGAAAAUGGCACAAGUGUUGAAUAGGCCGCUGCUCAACAGGCGUAUUUAUCUUCUGUUAAAAAACAGUAGGAGAUCCGCCGGUCAUAGCAAGUGGGCGAACAUAAAGCACAUAAAGGAGGAAAAGGACAACGAACGGAUGGUGCUGUUCCAUCAUCUCAAGAUGCAAAUGAUGAUUGCCAUAAACGAGGGCGGCAGCACGAAGCCUGAUAAUAAUUUAAGAUUAUGUCAACUCAUCGAGCGAGCUAGAAAGUCGAACAUGCCGGUGGCGUCGAUAAAAUCCUUCCUCGACAGGAUGGAGGCGCGCAAGCACAAAACUCAGUCAGGUAUACAGGAAGUCCGCGGGCCGAACGGCUACGUCAUGCUCGUGCGUUACACCACGGAUAAUCCCAAGAGAUUCGUGGGUGAGCUUAAUGCGAAAAUUAAAAAAACCAGAGGAAGAACUUCAGAUACCGCUGCCAAAAAUAUGUUUACUCAUCUAGGUAGUGUCAUAGUUGAAAAGAAGGGCGAUUUGGAAAACGCUACGGAGGAUGCUAUUAACGUUGACGCGGAAGAUGUGGAGGAAUUUGUAGAGAAUGACACGGAAUAUUUCCAGUUUAAAUGUGAUCCGAGGCUCUUGAACAAAGUAAAACACCUUUUAGAAGAACGUCAAUACUGUGUGCUCUCAGCAGAAGAAGAUUACAUACCUCAAACCAUAAUAAAAUUAAGUGAAUCAGAUUUAGAAGAUGUUUCUCUUAUUCGCGAGAAAAUUUUAAGCCUAGAAGAUGUCAGUCAUGUACAUGAUAAUUUAGAAUAACUUAUUUUAAUAUACAAAAAUAUAUAUGUAUAUACAUACAAAAAUGACGUGUACAUUUUACAUCAUUAUGAUUAAAGAUUCAAAGAUUCUAGAAA